Messenger RNA from Triticum dicoccoides, 871 nucleotides. RefSeq names its product photosynthetic NDH subunit of lumenal location 3, chloroplastic-like. Gene Ontology annotation, biological process: photosynthesis; photosynthetic electron transport chain. Bases 40 to 723 code for a protein of 227 amino acids. The record is from RefSeq and is a predicted model, not a curated record. NCBI's taxonomy places the organism in Eukaryota, Viridiplantae, Streptophyta, Magnoliopsida, Poales, Poaceae. The transcript has 2 exons. Gene Ontology annotation, cellular component: extrinsic component of membrane; photosystem II; chloroplast. Gene Ontology annotation, molecular function: calcium ion binding.
CCAAUCAUCUUCCAUCUGCCGGCCGUGCUAUCCAGUCCCAUGGCGCAAAUGGCGGGCACCUACCUCUCAAGCUUCCAUGCCACUGCCGCCGCAACUAGCGGCGGCGCGUCACCAAGGCCGAGGCCAAGAGUGGUGACAUGCCACGCCUCCGAGCCGUCGGGCCGGCGAUCAGCCUGCCUCAGUCUAGGCCUCGGCCUUGCCACCGCCGCUGUGCUCCACACAGCGCCCGCCCGCGCCACCGCUGCUGACGCCGACGAGGAGCCGGAGCCGGCCAACAACGGCUGGUGGCUCACCGAGUUCCCUCUGCCGGUGCCCAAGAUCCGCAACAAGGAGAUCAACAAUGGCGAGACAGGGACGCGAUCCUUUGUGAAGAACGGCAUCUACAUGGCAGACAUCGGGCCAAGCUUCGCGGCGCACGCCUACCGGGUGCGCAGCUCCGCAUUUGACCUGCUGGCGCUGGAGGACCUGCUCGGCAAGGAGGCCUCCAACUAUGUCAACAAGUACCUCCGCCUCAAGGCCACCUUCAUAUACUACGACUUCGACAAGCUCAUCACCGCCGCCAACCUCGACGCCAAGCCGCCGCUUCUCGGCCUAGCCAACCGCCUCUUCGACAGCUUCGAGAAGUUGCAGGCGGCUGUCACCACCAAGGAUGACGCUGACAUAGGAUCCUGUUAUGCUGACACAAAGCUCAUACUGCAGGAAGUCAUGACAAGAAUGGCCUAACCAGUAUCCAGGACAAACAGUUCUGUCAUGAACUGUAAAUUCUGCCUCAGACUCUAUCCAGGAUAGCCUCAGUGCGUUAUGUAAUGUGUAUUUGGUGAUACUGAGAAAUGACACGAUUCUAGUCGUGAAUGAAGAAUUGGUGGAGAUA